Molecule: messenger RNA, 1655 nt
Organism: Syzygium oleosum
Lineage: Eukaryota; Viridiplantae; Streptophyta; Magnoliopsida; Myrtales; Myrtaceae
Product: short-chain dehydrogenase TIC 32 B, chloroplastic-like
Exons: 8
Coding region: 518-1429 (303 amino acids)
Source: RefSeq, a predicted model, not a curated record
AAAGCGAAGGAUCGAAACACGUAAAUGUAUUGUUUUUCAUGAAUCAUGGCCAGUUAUUCAUUGCGUCUCCCAUGAAUUUCAUGAAUCGUGGCCAGUUUUACAACUAAGAAAGUUGAAGAGUUGUUGAAGCUAAUGUUGUACAGUUCCUAACUCCCAGUUCCCACAGAGGUGAAGUGACCAUUCAAUGCACCUACGCCACACCUUUUCCAAAGACCCUAACCCUGAAACUAACUCGCACCCAUAAAUGCGCACUGCAGCUUGGCUUCCUUCCUCUGAUCUCUGUCUGUCCUUCCUUUUCAAUCUGAGCUAAUAUAAGAACAGUCCUCCAUUUCUCACUUUCUUCGUGCACUGUUCCAGAGAAUCUUCGUACUUGGGAUUGUUCCUUCUUUGCCUUUAGCAGUUUUUUAUGUUUCGGGUUGAUCAGGGGAGAUGAGUAUUUUCUCGUUAGUGACAGGACGGCGAGGCCCAAGUGGGUUUGGAUCAGCCGCCACUGCAGAGCAGGUCACUGAAGGCAUUGAUGCAAGCAACGUCACAGCUAUCGUCACAGUUGAUCUUGUCCAUUUGGCAUAAUCUGCAAGGAGGAGGGAGUGGCAUCGGAUUCGAGACGGCGAGGGUCCUAGCCUUGCGCGGAGCGCAUGUCAUAAUCGCCGCGAGAGACACGGAUGCCGCGAACGCAGCGAAACGGCUGAUUCUGAACAAUGAUGGAGACGCUCGCGUGGAUGUCCUCAAAUUGGACCUCUGCUCCAUGAAGUCCAUCAGAUCAUUUGUCGACAAUUUCAUUGCUCUUGAUCUUCCCCUCAACAUCUUGAUCAACAAUGCCGGGAUUAUGUUCUGCCCUUUUCAGCUCUCGGAAGACGGGUUCGAAGUGCAGUUCGCCACAAAUCAUCUCGGACAUUUUCUGCUGACAAACCUCCUCCUGGACAAGAUGAAAGCGACCGCAAGAGUUUCCGGCAUCGAGGGACGCAUCGUGAAUCUGUCUUCCAUAGCUCAUCUGCACACUUACCAGGAAGGAAUUAGAUUCGAUGACAUCAAUGAUGAGCUCAGUUAUUCUGACAAGAAGGCAUAUGGUCAGUCCAAAUUAGCAAACAUACUUCAUGCCAACGAGCUCUCUCGCCGCUUGCAGCAGGAGGGUGCAAAUAUUACAGUCAACUCGUUGCAUCCGGGGCUGAUCAUGACGAAUCUCAUGAGACAUUCUUUCAUCGCCGCGAGAAUCUUUAGGAUGUUCACGUAUCUGCUAUGGAAGAACGUACCACAGGGAGCGGCCACGACUUGCUACAUCGCGCUCCAUCCGAGCCUCAAGGGCGUGACGGGGAAAUACUUCAUGGAAUGCAACGAGACGGAGCCGAGCGCGCUCGCCCGGGACGAGCAUCUGGCCAAGAAGCUGUGGGAUUUCAGCAACGAGCUGGUAGAUUCGGCCUCCAAGGGCUGACAUAAAAACCAGGAUCUACUUCGCAAACCAAAGCUUUAGGACUCCGCAAAUAUAUAAUGAAAUACAUAGAUUUGCAAAGAUUGGUGUUUGCCCCUUUGCUUUUGUACAUGGUGAUGUUGGCCUUCCACCACCAUCUCCUACAGCAACUGUAUCUGCAUGACUGUCUCAGUGAAUUCAAAUGGUUUCUCCUUCCACCCUUUUUAUUCAUUAUGCAGUUCGUACAGUA